AUGGAGGAACUCCUAAAGCUACAAUUAGAGAAGGACGAGAAGAAAAUCCAACAGUUCAAAUCUGUCCCCCCCCCGCCUCCUUUAAAGGACUGCAAAGCAGAAAUGCAGUUAUUCCAAUUUCAAAUUGAGUCUGAAAAAGAGAAAGGAAAACUGAAAGAUGAGAUGAUUAAGGAUCUGCGUGCGGAUAAGCUCCGACUGCAUCUGGCACACAAGGAGAAAGCCCCGCCUCUAAUGAAAAAGAAGGAGGAGAUGGUGGAGAAAGUUCAACCAUUAAAACCUGACAAGAAAAUUGAAGAGGACACAAACUGCCCUCUACCACCUAUGGAUAACCACCCAGAUUGUAUGGGGAAAUUUAAGUGGCUGAGUCAGAUGUGGGAGAGUCAACCUUGCUACGCGGGUUACGGGGUCAACGGAUCUGUGUGCUCCUUCUUGAUCUACCUCAGUGAGGUAGAGAAUUGGUGUCCUGUACUUCCAUGCAGAGUACUUCUAUCUAAAAAAGCAGAGGCGGGAUCGGACUACACAGUGGUACGGGAAAAUUUUACAGAUUUGUAUCCAUCUAUGGAAAAGAGAUCCCAGUUUCGUUGGAUUGAGCAAAGAAUUCGCAGUAUGGAAAGGGUUUGGGUCGAGGCUGGGCGCUCUCUUUCAGCCAAAUAUAAGGAGAGGAAAGCUAAAAAG
Molecule: messenger RNA, 675 nt
Organism: Notothenia coriiceps (black rockcod)
Lineage: Eukaryota; Metazoa; Chordata; Actinopteri; Perciformes; Nototheniidae
Source: RefSeq, a predicted model, not a curated record